UCACUGUCGCUCCGCCGAUGACGUCCUUCCGGUUUCACCGUAUCAACACGUGUGCGGUGUCCACUUCUGAGCUGAAGGGAAUAACAGCAGCUAACGCUCAGUUUUCAGACACCGUCGUGUCUUCUCUUCAUUUCUUGUCCGGGGAAGGCUCUGCCGACUAAGCCGUCACCAUGGUGAAGCCUCGGUUCAAGGGGAAGAGCUCCAUAAACCCCUCGUCGUCCAGCAGCAACCCUGAUCGAGCCAAGGGUGCUGGUGGGACCAACAUGAGGGACCGAGCCACUAUCAAGCGUCUGAAUAUGUACAGACAGAAGCAGAGAUGCAACGACCGUGGGAAAGUCAUCAAACCUCUGCAGUUCCAGUCCACAGUGGCUCCAGGGACCGUAGCCAGAGUGGAACCAAACAUCAAGUGGUUCACAAAUACCCGUGUGAUCAAGCAGUCGUCCCUCCAGAAGUUCCAGGAAGAGAUGGGAGCCGUGCAGAAGGAUCCGUAUCGGGUGGUGAUGAGACAAAGUAAACUCCCCAUGUCCCUCCUGCAUGAUAGAGUCAAAGCCCACAACUCCAAGGUGCACAUUCUAGACACGGAGGGUUUUGAGACCACCUUCGGGCCGAAGGCUCAGAGGAAGAGGCCCAGUCUGAUGGUGGACGACAUGAAGGACCUGGUAGAACAAGCUGAGGCCUCGGCCCUCACCUACAGUGCAGACAAGGACAAAGACCUGGUGACUGAGGACACCGGGGUCCGUGAGGAAGUACGUGAGGAAAUCUUCAAGAAGGGGCAGUCCAAGAGGAUCUGGGGAGAACUCUACAAGGUGAUCGACUCAUCUGAUGUCAUCAUCCAAGUGCUGGACGCCCGUGAUCCCAUGGGAACGCGCUCCAAAAGCAUCGAGGCGUACAUGAAGAAGGAGAAAUCCUGGAAACAUCUGAUCUUCGUUCUGAACAAGUGUGACCUCAUCCCCACCUGGGUCACGAAACGGUGGGUAGCUGUUUUAUCCCAGGAGUACCCCACUCUGGCCUUCCAUGCCAGCCUCACCAACUCGUUCGGUAAAGGCUCCCUCAUCCAGCUGCUCCGGCAGUUUGGCAAGCUCCACACAGACAAGAAACAGAUAAGUGUGGGUUUCAUCGGUUACCCUAAUGUGGGAAAGAGCUCCGUCAUCAACACGCUGCGCUCCAAGAAGGUCUGCAAUGUGGCACCUCUCGCUGGAGAAACCAAGGUGUGGCAGUACAUCACACUGAUGAGGCGCAUCUUCCUCAUCGAUUGUCCCGGGGUCGUCUACCCUUCAGAGGACAGUGAAAGUGAUAUCGUCCUGAAAGGAGUGGUUCAAGUGGAGAAGAUCAAGAACCCGGAGGAGCACAUUGGAGCGGUGCUGGAGCGGGCCAAGCCAGAAUACAUCCAGAAGACCUAUCGCAUCCCGACCUGGAGCUCUGCUGAAGACUUCCUGGAGAAGCUGGCAUUUCGUACCGGGAAACUUCUGAAGGGCGGUGAGCCAGAUCUCUCCACGGUCUCUAAAAUGGUGCUGAAUGAUUGGCAGAGAGGACGAAUCCCCUUCUUCGUGAAGCCUCCCGGACCAGACGGGGACCAAGAGGACAAGCAGCCGCUGCCAGUGAAAGAAUCCUCCGAGGGAGCGGAGAAUGUGCAGGAGGAGCAGCCAGACGAUCGGGAUGCUACAUCAGAGGAGCAGGAGCAGCAGCAGCAGAAGAAGAAGGAGCAGGUCCAGAAGAUUCUGUCAAACGUGCGUCAGAACUUUGGCAAAAUCAACGUGGCACCCGAGUUCACCGAGGAGGACUUGGUCCCCGUGGAGAUGCCUGACCUGGGACUGUCUGACUGCUCUGGCUCCGACGGGGAGGGAAACAGCGACGAGGAGGAAGAUGGAGAGGAAGACGGGAGCGGCGUUGAACCAGCUAAUGCAGGAAAUGAGGACUCUGAGCCCACAGCCGCUCAGACGGGCAAAACAAACAGCAACAAGAGUUCACGCGAGGUGAUCCGUGAGCUUGAUGACAAGAUCUCUAAGUACAAGCAGUUCCUGGACCGGGCCAAGUCCAAGCGCUUCUCUGCAAUCCGAAUACCUAAGGCCCUUUCUGACAAAGCGCUCAUGGACAUCAAGACUAAACAAGAGGCGGCGGGAGCAACGCAAGCACAGAGCAAAGGCAGUCAAUCAGCAGAUGGAAACCAGAGGAGCAAGAAGAGGAAAGCUGGGGAGGACAACGAGUCCAAGCAACCUCACAGACUGACAUCCAAACAGAGAAGAGCGAUGGAUCGGGCGCAGAAGGGGAAGAAAGUUGGCGUUCGCUAUUACGAAACACACAAUGUGAAGAACAAGAACAAGAACAGAAAGGCCCCAGCAGCAGCCACAGAAAGCCAAAGGGCCAAAAGAGCAAAGCGCUAGACUGGAGUCGUAAUAAAGUUUGUAAUAAAUCUUUAUUUAAGAUGCCAGAAAGGCCACAUUUUUAUGGAAAAUGCAAAGUUGAAAGAAGGUGAGAUUCUCGCUGAGUGUUAUGGUCAAUGGUGCCUUAUCUUGACCUCAAGAAAAUGUUUCUAGCCUUUUUUAACUUUCUAUCUUUUCCCUCCAACCCAGAACUGCUCUGAAUGACAUUUCAUUCAUCAUGUACAGGUGUGACUGUCUCGGUGUUCAAGAGAAAUGUACAGUUAUUGUUUUAACUGCACUUGUCGUGUCAUGCUGUAAUAAAAUAUGUUAAUUCCACAGA
Molecule: messenger RNA, 2700 nt
Organism: Centropristis striata (black sea bass)
Lineage: Eukaryota; Metazoa; Chordata; Actinopteri; Perciformes; Serranidae
Gene: gnl2
Product: G protein nucleolar 2
Exons: 16
Coding region: 171-2381 (736 amino acids)
Cellular component (GO): nucleolus
Molecular function (GO): GTP binding
Source: RefSeq, a predicted model, not a curated record